AUGGGUCAGCUCGACACAACGGUAAUCUCUUCAAGCAAUGAGACAAUGAUUGAUGCGCCCUGUCCUAUUGGCGCAGUAAGGGAAGUGUUUGGGUGCUGCAUUAGUGGUCAGCGGAAAGCGAUCCCUACCUUGAAGGGCAACCGUCCUGAUUUCUACCGCUGGAUGAUAGGCCUUAGCAGGGCGGAAGUGCACUUGACGCAGAUGGGAGAAUCUGUGAUGACGUCUACGCCAGUGGGCCUACGACUAGCGAUGGAUAUGCGUGAUGGCCACCACAUUCCCCCUUCCCCCAUGCAAGACGAAACUGCAGAUCCAGAAGAAUCGCCAAAAGGGAUCAGUGAUGUUGUUAAGGCCAUCCUCCUCUCCGCUUGUGGUUACUCUUCCGAGGCGGACGUCACAAUGUAA
This is a messenger RNA of Echinococcus granulosus, 402 nucleotides long. RefSeq lists its product as hypothetical. The record is from RefSeq and is a predicted model, not a curated record. Lineage: Eukaryota; Metazoa; Platyhelminthes; Cestoda; Cyclophyllidea; Taeniidae. Bases 1 to 402 code for a protein of 133 amino acids. The transcript has 4 exons.